Molecule: messenger RNA, 2428 nt
Organism: Naegleria gruberi
Lineage: Eukaryota; Heterolobosea; Eutetramitea; Acrasida; Naegleriidae
Exons: 1
Coding region: 1-2397 (798 amino acids)
Biological process (GO): SRP-dependent cotranslational protein targeting to membrane
Cellular component (GO): signal recognition particle, endoplasmic reticulum targeting
Molecular function (GO): signal recognition particle binding; endoplasmic reticulum signal sequence receptor activity; 7S RNA binding
Source: RefSeq, a predicted model, not a curated record
AUGAGCAGUGCUGAAUCUUCAUCUAUUGCCACAACACCAUCAACAACAGCAGAGGAGGAACAAGUUGUUGUGCAAGGACCACCAGCUAAGAUUCACAUCAAGCUUCACAUUCUUCAAGUUAUUAAACAAAAACAAAACGAAAAUGGUUUAAAGCAUUUGGAUUAUGGUUACUAUAGAAGAUAUUGUACAAAGAGAUUGCGUAAACUUAGAUCUUUGUUGAAUGCUAAGCAUAAGAAGGAAUAUAAAUUUGCUCAAGCACCAAAGAAAAAGAAGGGAGUUGCUUCUACUACAGCCACUACUGUUGAAUCAACAACAACAAUUUCGGAAACAACAUCAACUGAUUCUAUUCAAGGCAUCAAAAAUUCUACUCUCUUUAACCAACAAAAUUUCACUGAUAAGAUUGUUAAUCAUUACAGAGAAAAGAAACAAGUUGAAACUAAACAAUUCAGAGAACAAGCCAAGAGAAUGUUGAUUCGUGAAAAUGUUGAAAAACAAAUUCAAGAAGAGAAGGAAAAAUUAUUGGCUUCCUUUGUUAAAAAGAAAAAGAAGGAAUCAACAAAACCAACUUCCAAGAAGGAUGCAAAGAAUAUUCAAUAUGAUGCUGAGUUUUUAUCUGAAUUAUAUGCUCGUCUUAAUACUAAUCCAGAAAUUACUGAAGAAGCUAUUGAAGAACGUAUUAAAAAGUUGUCAAACCAAUCAGGAAAUACUACUGAACAACAAAAUGAUGCAUUUGAACAUGUUCAAGGAGAUGAAAGAUUCCUUCACUUGAUUCUCGUUCAAGCUGAAAGAGCUUGGAGUCACUCCAAACAUUUGAAGAAUGAAACAAAGCAAGAUCCUGAUAAUUCUCGUAUCAAAUUCCAUCAAUUGAACAGAUUGAAGAAGGCUGUCAAAUGGUCUAAAUUAUUGCUUGAUUACUGUAACAUUUAUUCUGAUGACCAAAGAACAAUUUUGGAAGCUGAAGCUUACAAUGCCUAUUUAUUGGGUACUCUUUAUUUGGAAAAGGAAUCUUGGGCUGAAUCUCUUAAAUUAUUCAAACAAUCACAAACUGUUUAUGAUCAAUUGUACAAAGUUUUGACCUCUAUUCCACAACAAAUUAGAGACGAAUAUAAGAAACAAGUUGCUGAGAUUAACAAUUAUUGCAGAUUGUGCGAAUAUAACUUGAAGAAGGUUGAGGGUGGUGACAUUUUGUUGCAACAAUUGGAAAGCUCAUCACAAAUCGAUUUGCUUCAACUCAAGUUAAGCCAAGUUAAGGAUGCUGAAAAUAAGAAUUUACCACAACAAACUAUUGAAUGGGAAGGUGUUAUGACUAUUACAAUUCCUAAUGAAAAGAUUAGAAUUAACUUGUACAAUGGACGUGCUUUAGAAGAAGCUGAAUAUAAGACAUCUGAAAGCAAGUUGAGAGCUUUCGAUAAAUUGUUUGGUAUUUACAAUGAUACCAUGAGAAUGAUUAGAGAAGAAAUGAAACUUGUCACUGUACCAAAUACUCAAAAGAAGAAUACUCCACAAUCCAAUUUGUCCAACUUACCUCAAGCUGAACAAUUGAACCAAUUGAGAUUCCUCCACAGCUAUGUCAGUUAUGUUUUAGGCACAAAGACUAUUGAAAGAAAUGUACUCAUGCUUCAAUCUUUACUUGAUAAAUUGGAUACCAUUCAACAACAAGUUCAAAAGGUUGAAAAGAAGCAAAAGGCAUCACCAAUGGAUACUAUCAGAUUAUUUGAUGGUUUAUUACAAAAUGUUAAUGACUUGACAGAAAUGUUGCAAAGUAUUAACAUUAAUCAAGAAAGUUCUGCAAAAUUACAAAAGGAUUUGAACGAAAAGAAGACAUGUUUCACUGCUUACAGAUGUUAUUAUAUGGCUUGCUCCUAUGCUACUCUUCAAAAAUGGACAGAAUGUCAUCUUUUAUUAGAAAAGAGCGAAAAUUUAUUGAAAGAAGUUAAGAAUACCUUUGGUCUUCCAGAUCCAAAGGGAAUUUUGGAUGAAAUUAGAAAGGCAAAGAUUAUUUCAAAGGCUCAACAAGUUUUGUCAAAGAAAUCAGGUACAUCAUCUAUACUGUCAGCUUAUGAUAGUGAUGAUGAAAAUAAUGCAAGUAAGACUAAUACAGAAUUACUCAAGACUAUUACAGAAAAGCCAAUUACAGAAAGACUCGACAAGUUUAUCAAACCAAACAAGGUUGUUCUUGAUAAUUUGAAUUCUUACAAUCUCGUUCAAUUACCACCAAAGUACAAACUUAUUCCAGGUAAACCAGUUUUCUUCGAUAUUGCCAGUGGUUUGGUAUCUGAAUACCAAACAGAAUAUAUUGAUGAACAAAUUGAAGAAUUAUCAAAGACUGAAAAACCAAAGGAACAACCAGCAACAACAGAAGAACCAAAGAAGAAGGGUUGGUUUGGUUUGUGGUAAAUAAUUUAUUAAAGAAAUUUCAAUUAUUCUA